Messenger RNA from Halichondria panicea, 5066 nucleotides. RefSeq lists its product as uncharacterized. Gene Ontology annotation, molecular function: small GTPase binding; neurexin family protein binding. The transcript has 15 exons. The coding region runs from base 96 to 4961 and encodes 1621 amino acids. NCBI's taxonomy places the organism in Eukaryota, Metazoa, Porifera, Demospongiae, Suberitida, Halichondriidae. The record is from RefSeq and is a predicted model, not a curated record. Gene Ontology annotation, biological process: intracellular protein transport; exocytosis. Gene Ontology annotation, cellular component: exocytic vesicle; plasma membrane.
CCUUUGCUUUACCCACUGGCCGACCCAAGAUUAUGCCAUGCCCAACUACAAUUAAUUAAACUCCGCUGGCUGGCUGGUCAGCUUCGAGCUUCACAAUGGCAUCAAACACUACCCAAGACACGGUUCCAGGCACCCCUCAGGACAGCACAGAUGGCGAGCCCUCGUUACUGGACCUCAGCUUCUUAACUGAGGAGGAGAGAGAGAAGAUUGGAAGUGUUCUGCAAGCCGACCAAGCGCUCAGGACUAGAGAUAGAAUAAGGCUAGGUACCUUACGUCAAACUAUCCAGCAAAACCGUACCCACCAGAAAGAGGUUGCCUCGACUCCUCCUCCAAGGUGCAGCUGUUGUGAGAGGCGGUUUGGCCGCAUAUUCAACACCGGAGCCAACUGCCCCCAGUGCAGCUACAGAGUGUGUAAACGCUGUAGGAAAGUGCCCUAUACCAGACCUCCGAGCUUCGUCUGUGACGUCUGUUCAAAGCAGAAGUUGCUGGAACUGCAAUCAAAAGAGUACAAUGUGCUACCCAGCUCUCAAACUGUAACCCCCCGUUCGUCGCAAAAUAACUCUCCAGCUCCCGUGAGAUCAGCGACCAAUCAGAAUGAAGGAGAAGUCCUUUCUUCACUAUAUGGCUCUGAGCUUGUAAUAAAAUCUCUGCAAGCAGCUAGUCACAGAUCUCGGUCGGGCUCUCCUAUCCCUAUUCCCGUGACGCACUCACAACCCACCAUUGCAAGCCCCUCGAGCGUGACCUCGUCCAUCGUGGUUCGUUACGAACGUCGUAGCAGCCCUGAGGGCUCUCCAUCACCCGCCACUCCUUGUGACACCUUUAAAUUGACUGAGGCACGUCGUGUCUUAGCCAACGAGCUACUGGACAGCGAUGAAGAUGAGGAAGAGAAACAUUCUGAGCCGAAGCAGCCAGUCGUCAGUACCCCAGCAAUGGACUAUCUGAAACGCUCUGACAGCAUGGGGAGUAUUGGCAGUAUGACUAGCAUGUACAGUGCUGCUGGUGGCAAGGGCGACUAUGAUAUCACUGGAGAGGUGAAGAUUGCUGUGUGGUUUAAAGAUGGACAGCUGUUUGUGAAGGUUGUCAAGGCGCAGGGACUGGCGGCUGCUAAGAAGGGAUUGACCUCUGACCCGUACGUGAAAACAUACCUACUUCCUGAUAAGACUAAGCAAACUAAAAGGAAAACUGCUAUUCAGAGGAAAACACUUAAUCCUGUCUUUAACGAGAUACUCAAGAACAAGCUUGAUCGGAGUGAGAUUGGUACUCACGCUCUGUGGCUGAGUGUUUGGGACUGGGACAGGUUUGGCCAUAACCAGUUUUUAGGUGAGGUUCGUCUCUCUCUCUCCACUCUUGACCUCACAGACCCAACAGAACGCUGGAUCACUCUACAGGACAAAGAGGAUGGUGGCAGUGAGGAUGAUUUUUAUCGAGGCAGGCUGCGACUGAGCCUCAAAGUGGAGCCCUCCAUCGACCAAAAGGGUCACACAAGGAAAGGAGUGGCCAGCUUCCUCGUCAAAAUCCACCAGGCACAAGAACUACCCAAAAUGAAUCCUCUAGGCCUCACUGAUGCUACCGUAAAAUGCUACUUACUCCCGAACAGAAACUCUGGGGGAAAACGAAAAACCAAAGUGGUCAAGAACAAUCUCAAUCCAGUCUGGGAAGAGGAGUUUAAGUACGAUUUUCUGACCGUUUCUGAGCUUUCCACAGAGAGAGUACUGGAGGUAACUGUGUGGGAUUUUGAUCGUAGAGGAAGCAACGAUUUUAUCGGUGGUCUACGACUGGGCCCUGCUCCAGGCCGUGCUGCCAAGCACAAAGAAUGGAUGGAUUCUAUUGGAGAGGAGGUGACCCACUGGGACCAAGCCCUGGCACGUCCGGGAGAGUGGGUGGAGCUUUGGCACACCCUCAGGACGACAAUGCACCCCAUGACGAAGCGCAUCUCACCGUCGGCUUUGAGGAAGACUGGACUAAGCCCUGUAAAGGAGAGCCCGACAAGAGAGUGGGAAGUGGAGCGGUCGACGACACCAGCUAUGGUUGAAGGCGUUGCAUUCACACCACCCAUCACUCCACAGCACGGGCCGAGCAUACUCUCACAGUCUCGGGAUGUUACACCCACCAAGCUCGAUCAGAUCGUACAGGAGAACGUUACAACAUCACGAAGUCCGUCACCCCCACCCCCUCAAAUAUUGGUAUCAAAGAUGGAUGAAUCUCUAGUCAUGUCCACCCCUACUAAGAGCAACCUCAAAAGAGAGGACUACCACAGUAGCCAGACCAGUCUCUACAGUGCCGCUGGUGUCAAGGGAGACUAUGACAUCACUGGAGAGGUGCUGUUUGGAGUCCAGUACAAAGCUGGUCAGUUGUUGAUCCAUGUGAACAAGGCCAGAGGACUGGCGGCUGCAGACGCCAAUGGACUCUCUGACCCCUAUAUCAAGACGUACCUCCUCCCAGACAAGAGCAAGACCUCAAAGAAGAAGACAGCCAUUAAGAAGAAGACUCUCAACCCAGUCUACAAUGAGACACUCAAGUACAAACUGGAUAGUUCUGAGAUUGAGAAACACACACUGUGGAUGAGUGUUUGGGACUUUGAUAGGUUUGGCCAUAACCAGUUUCUGGGUGAGAUUCGUCUCUCUCUCUCCACUCUCAACCUCACAGACCCAACAGAACACUGGUACACUCUACUGGACAAGAGUGAUUCACCUAUCAAACUCCAUCUCCCUGUCGAAUCAUCCACAGAACAAGAGUCCCCCCAGACUGAGCUCCUUCACAGCGAACCUGAACAGCCCCCCCAGACUGAUCUCCUUCACAGUGAACCUGAACAGUCCCCCCAGGCUGAGCUCCUCCACAGUGAACCUGAACAGUCCCCACAGACUGAUCUUCUCCACAUUGAACCAGAACAGUCCCCACAGACUGAUCUCCUCCACAGUGAACCAGAACAGCCCCUCCAGUCUGAUGACCCUGUGCUCGACAUCCCUGCUGCUGUCAAAGAUGUCUCCCCUCCUCUUGUAUCGUCAACAUCACUUGUCCCCGAGAUGAGCCAACCUCAGAGUGACCCACCAGGCCCCCCUCUUGUACCAGUCACACCAUUCAUCAGUAUAGGGGAAGCAGGUGCCCUGGAGGACAAGGAAGAGGAUCAUACACACCAACAGAGAGGUGGUCUGAAGAGUGCUGGCAGUGUGGCCAGCUUUGGUAGCCAGACCAGUCUCUACAGUGCAGCUGGUGUCAAGGGAGACUAUGACAUCACUGGAGAGGUGCUGUUUGGAGUCCAGUACAAAGCUGGUCAGUUGUUGAUCCAUGUGAACAAGGCCAGAGGACUGGCGGCUGCAGACGCCAAUGGACUCUCUGACCCCUAUAUCAAGACGUACCUCCUCCCAGACAAGAGCAAGACUUCAAAGAAGAAGACGGCCAUUAAGAAGAAGACUCUCAACCCAGUCUACAACGAGACACUCAAGUACAAACUGGAUAGUUCUGAGAUUAAGAAACGCACACUAUGGAUGAGUGUUUGGGACUUUGAUAGGUUUGGCCGUAACCAGUUUCUGGGUGAGAUUCGUCUCUCUCUCUCCACUCUCAACCUCACUGACCCUGCGGAGCACUGGUACACUCUACUGGACAAGGACGAGUCACAUUCUGUGGACCUCACUCUCCACGAAAAGCCUUCUAGUCCGUCCCCACCCCCUGGACGUGAAUUCCAGAGUACAGUUGAAGCCCCCCAGAAGGAGGUCCGCCAUGAUGAACCACCCACCCCUCCCACCUCAGAUACUCUCCCACUGACGUCUCUUGAGUCUGUCACCCAAUCCGAGGAGCUACACAGUGACCCACCAGGCCACCCUCCUGUACCCUCGGAGCAACACAAUGACCCAGUAGCUACACCAUUCAUCAAUAUAGGGGACUUGGAGACAGCUGAACUGGAGGAACAUGAAGUUCAUCUAAAACCAAAGCCAAAGGGGUCCCUUCAUAGAGGUGGACUGCUUGGUCUGAAGCAAUCCGACAGUAUGGCCAGCUUUGGCAGCAUGGCAAGUGUGUACAGUGCAGCUGGUGGCAAGGGAGACUAUGACAUCACUGGAGAGGUGCUGUUUGGAGUCCAGUACAAAGCUGGUCAGUUGUUGAUCCAUGUGAACAAGGCCAGAGGACUGGCGGCUGCAGAUGACAAUGGACUCUCUGACCCCUAUAUCAAGACGUACCUCCUCCCAGACAAGAGCAAGACCUCAAAGAAGAAGACGGCCAUUAAGAAGAAGACUCUCAACCCAGUCUACAAUGAGACACUCAAGUACAAACUGGAUAGUUCUGAGAUAGAGAAACACACACUGUGGAUGAGUGUUUGGGACUUUGAUAGGUUUGGCCGUAACCAGUUUCUGGGUGAGGUUCGGCUCUCUCUCUCCACUCUCAACCUCACAGACCCAACAGAGCACUGGUACACUCUACUGGACAAGGAUGAAGGUGGAGAAGGUGCCUCCUACCACGGCCAGUUGCAGCUAUCUCUCAUGUUCUCACCGUCAGAGAAGCAGAGCAAAUCAAAGAAGACCAAAGGAACGCUAAACAUUGCUGUGAGACAAGCCAAAGAUCUUCCUCAGAUGAAUUCCUCAGGCACAACUGAUGCGUUUCUCAAAUUCUAUCUUUUGCCCGACAAGAGCAACAGUGGGAAGAGAAAGACGGGUGUGGUCAAGAACAAUCUCAGUCCUGUGUGGGGUACAACGUUUGCUUAUGAGAAGGUGUCCUUGGAAGAACUCUCCUCAGAGAGAGUACUCGAAGUCGGUGUGUGGGAUUUCAACAAAGGAGCAAGUAGUGACUUUAUCGGUGGUCUACGACUGGGCCCUGCCCCAGGCCGUGCUGCCAAGCAUCAUCAGUGGAUGGAUUCUAUUGGAGAGGAGGUGACCCACUGGGAAGCAGUUCUGGCACGUCCCGGAGAGUGGGUGGAGCUUUGGCACACCCUCAGAACUAGUAUGGACUAUAGGAGUGUGUCAUUGACUUAGUGUGCUCUUUUUUUCAUUUAUAAUAUGAGUAUUAGGAUGUUAAGUUUUAUUAAUUAGUGUGUUAAUUGUACAAUUUUGAUCCAAAAAAUUAUUGCAAUAACUUCA